Molecule: messenger RNA, 4588 nt
Organism: Lates calcarifer (barramundi perch)
Lineage: Eukaryota; Metazoa; Chordata; Actinopteri; Centropomidae
Product: kin of IRRE-like protein 3
Exons: 16
Coding region: 321-2639 (772 amino acids)
Biological process (GO): synapse assembly; cell-cell adhesion
Cellular component (GO): cell-cell junction
Molecular function (GO): cell adhesion molecule binding
Source: RefSeq, a predicted model, not a curated record
GGAGAGAGGGAGCCAGUGAACCAGAAGGCAGAGUCAGAGCGAGCGAGCAUGGGAGCCGGAAUAGUAAAGCAAGCCUGAUAACUGCAGCAUGAACGGUGAGGAGGAAAGCAGUAGGAGCAAGAGAGACGCCCAGCACUGAAGACUUAGGACCAAUUCCCAGAAUCAAAGGAGACACAACAAGAUAUAGUCAGACUGAAUGAGGAGCAGCUGAGGGAGGAAGCUACAGUGUCCCAACUCCACACACUCUUUCUACCCCAACUGUUUUUUCUGCUUCAGUGCCAGCAUCUGACAGGAGAACACUGGCAUACUCAUUUGCAAAGAUGAAUUCCUGGCUGCUGCUUCUUCUUCUCUGCUGCUUUGCCAACACGGGAAGCUCUGCUGUAUUCACCCAAGAACCAACAGACUUGGUGGUGGUGGCAGGCCAGCCGGUCACUCUGCCCUGUUCCAUCCCUGGCUACCAUGGAAUGGUGCUAUGGCUGCGUGAUGGCAUGGCCUUGGGUGUUAACAGGGAUCUGUCAGGUUACCCACGAUAUGAUAUUGUUGGAGACCACAGUAAAGGAGAAUAUCAUCUUUUGAUCCAAAGAACAGAAAUUCAAGAUGAUGCUUUCUUUGAGUGCCAGGCCAUCCAGGCAGCUAUCAGAUCACGACCUGCUCACCUCACUGUGCUGGUUCCUCCUGAUGACCCUGUGAUAGUGGGGGCCCCAGUGGUGAGUUUACGGGCUGGUGACUACCUUAACCUCACAUGUCAUGCAGACAAUGCCAAACCUGCUGCGUCCAUCAUCUGGAUCCACAACGGUCUAGUCCUGAGUGGAGCCAUAUACUCAAAGACCUUGUUGCGGGAUGGUAAGAGGGAGAGCACAGCCAGCACACUCUACCUAUCCCCCUCCAACAUUGAGUCAGGUCAGCAGAUCACCUGUCGAGCUUCAAACAAAGCAGCCCCCAACGGAAAAGAUGCUUCUGUCACAAUUGACAUUCAGCACCUGCCCAUUGUCAACCUCACCGUUGAGCCUCAGCCUGUUCUAGAGGGAAACCUGGUAAAAUUCCAUUGCGCUACUAAAGCCAACCCACCUGUCAUCUACUACAGAUGGGCCAAAGGAGGUAAUGUGAUUCCUGAUGUAUCUGGUGACACCUAUGAGGUUCUUGUGGAUCACUCUUUCUUCACUGAGCCUGUUUCCUGUGAGGUCACCAACACAUUGGGCAGCACCAACAUCAGCAGGAAUGUGGACGUCUACUUUGGGCCAAGGAUGGGCGCAGAGCCUCAGUCUCUGCAGGUGGAUCUAGGAUCUGAUGCUGUUUUCAAGUGUGCUUGGACAGGAAACCCUUCUCUAACCAUUGUGUGGAUGAAACGUGGCUCAGGAGUGGUGCUUAGCAACAAGAGCACUCUGACUCUGAAAGCAGUAAAGCAGGAGGAUGCUGGGAAGUAUGUGUGUCGGGCUGUUGUACCUAGAGUGGGUGCUGGGGAGAGAGAGGUGUCGCUCACUGUGAAUGGUCCGCCCACUAUCUCUAGCACCCAGACCCAGCAGGUGCUCUAUGGAGAGAAGGGUCAGAUCAAGUGUUUCAUCCGCAGUACCCCUCCUCCCGACCGCAUUGCCUGGUCCUGGAAGGAGACAGUUUUGGAGUCAGGGACAUCUGGACGCUAUACUGUGGAGACGGUCAGUACGGAGGAAGGAGUCAUCUCCACACUGACCAUGAGUAACAUUGUUCCUGCUGACUUCCAGACUAUCUAUAACUGUACAGCAUGGAACAGCUUCGGCUCUGACACUGAGAUCAUACGCCUCAAAGAACAAGAAACUCUGCGACUGGCUGUUAUCAUUGGCGUGGCAGUGGCAGCCUUCCUCGCCCUCUCCGUCCUCCUGGGGACACUUGGUGCUUUCUGCUGCACCAGAUUCCACAGAAAGGAUGUCCAUCUGGUCAUGUCUUCUCUGCCUAUGUCACUUUCGCACCAGAGAGAUGUGAAAACAGAGAAUAUCAAAGGAGUGGUUUCUGCGAAGAAUGACAUUCGGGUGGAGAUUGUCCACAAGGAUCACGAUGCAGCACAGGAGAGCGAGGAGCAUACGAACCUCAAACAGAUAAUGAUUGACCAUGGUGGGUUCCAGCAAGAGGCUGCGCUGAAGCAACUGGAGGUGCUCCGGGAGGAGGAGAAGGAAUUCCAGCACAUUAAGGACCCCACCAACGGCUAUUACAGUGUCAACAGCUUCAACGAGCAUCAUACCACCCCCACCAUGUCCCUGGCCCCCAACCAGACUCCUGACGUAGGCCAAAGCCCACUUGAUGGAAGUAUGACUGUCGGCAAGCAGAGAGUGCCCACUGGCAUGUCCUUCACCAACAUCUACAACACCCUGGGUGCCGGCCCCAACCGCCUGUAUGACUAUAGCCAGCGCUUCGUCCUGGGCAUGGGCAGCAGCUCCAUUGAACUGUGUGAGCGGGAGUUUCAGCGGAGCUCACUCAGCGACUCCAGCUCCUUCAUCGACACUCAGUGUGACAGCAGCGUCAGCAGCUACAGCAAGCAUGAUGGCUACGUGCAGUUUGACAAAGACAGCAAGACAUCAGCCUCGUCCUCCUCUCACUAUUCCCAGUCCUCCUCCCAGAACUCAGACCUCACCAGGCCUCUGCAGAAACGUAUGCAGACCCAUGUCUAAAAGCUCAUGGGGCCUUGACAGAAGGGAUGUUACAAGAAGUCAUCUUACGUACACAGAUGAGCUGUUUUUUCACAGUUUGGUAUUUCAACAGGGGGACCUGACACAGUUUGUACAUGCCAACUUUUGAAGCUAUACACUUUGAUCAAACAGCUGCAAUCAACCUCUCAGUUGUUCUUCAACAAAAAUCAUGACAAUCAUUCAUUAGUGUCUGUUGCAACAACACAGUGAUCUGUAUUUUUUUCACUCCACAGACACAGUGCAGACUGAUUUCUGAUUUUGAUAUUCUCACUAACUAACUACCAUCAGAGAAAAAAAAAUUAAAAGGAUGGGUGAUGUGAGCUGCCCUCUUGAGCACUGAAGGUAUUGUUAAAAUCAGAAAAUAUCUUUUCUUUUGAGCAGCUUGGAGGGGAAGAAAAACAAACAUCUGUUGUGCACUGACAGGAGCUCUGGCACAGUGGUCAGCACUGUCACCUCAAGAAGCAGCAGGAAGGUUCCAGGUUCAAACCCUGGAUCUCUGUGUGUUGUUUACAUGUUCUCCCUGUGUGUGUGUGUGGGUUCUCUCCAGGUUCUCCAGCUUCCUCCCACAGUCCAAACACAUGCAGGUUAACUGGUCACUCUAAAUUAUCUGUAGGAGUGAAUGUGAGUGUGAAUAGCUGUUUGUCUCUGUAUGUCAGUCCUGUGACAGACUGCUGAUCUGUGCAGGAUGUACCCCACCUCUCACCCCUCAGACCCUUAAGGAUAAGACUGUCAGAUGUCACUCAUUUCCUGUAAAUCACUCACCAAAUAUUAAUCCCUAGCUCUGUUAGAAAUGAGCGUCUCUUCUGUAUAACGUGCUGUACAUUGUUUUGACUCUUUAAUGGCUAUUACUUUUCAGACACUGUGAGAAUUUGUUUGCCUUGUGCUGUAUACUUUGUAUGAACUGAUCACAGAAUGGAAGGAAGAAUUGUCAUCUUGUACAAUACACACACACGGGUAACUUUCAGAUGCCUUUGUUCAGUCACCUGCUGCAUUCAGAAAGUGUCAUGUUCUGUUUCCCUCCUGAAAAGGACUGUAAGAUCCUUACAGCUGUAGCAUGAGGUUACUGACAUCUGUGCUUUUCCCUUUCAAUGUGAGACACUUGGGGCUUGUUUGUGUACUGUACCUCUGGGAAGCACUUAGCACUGGAGCUCUGUUAAAGUGAUGCCUGCCAAUUUCAGUGAGCCACAAUGCUAGAGCUAGAGACAAAAUGCUACCAUCAGUUUGAAGCUUGCUGCACUCCAUAAUUAUGAUUUUAAAAGGACAAACAUGUACUACCACAAUUAUCAGCCUGAGAACAUCUAUAAGGAAAUUAAAAUAAGCCCGGGGUGGUUUAAUCAGUCAGAGCAGCCAAACAAUGCAACCGUGCUGCAGCAAGCAUGUGUGAUCCCAUCAAGUCAAGUCAGUUUUAUUUAUAUAGCUCUGAAUCACAACAUAAGUUAUCUCAAGGUACUUUUCAUAUAGAGCAGGUCUAGACCAUUGUCUUUAUGUUAUUAUAUUUACAAGGGGAAACCCAACAGUUUCCACCAUGAGCAGCUCCAGGCGACAGUGGAGAGAGAGGCAGAAACCUGGGUGGAACCAGGCUCGGGGUGCGGGGUGGGGGGUGGGAGGGGCACUGCAGAGGAAGACAAACAAUAUGGUUAAAGAUUGUCUGGGACGAAUGUGAAUAGAGUGAAGCACAAAGAGGUAUGCUGCAUUGCUGCUCAUGUUUUACAAAUGAAUAUACUGGAAUAGCACGGGUUGAUGUAGUAUCAUUACUAACACAGAUGUAAUAGGCUCACUCUUAGUAUUUGAUAAAAUGAAUCUCAUCACUGUCAUGUUUGGCAGUCUGACAGAAGAUUUGGGGAUUUCUGCUGUGAAUAUAUAUUACUGUACAGAGAAAGAUUUUAUGCCAAUAUUGGGUUUUGAUUAAAGAAAACUACAAGAUACCUCAA